AAAAGGUCAAAGUUCACAGGAAGCUGGGGGGCUGCCAUUUUUUUCCUCUGCUAACAUGUUAGAUGCUAAAAAGACGAAGAGGGGUGGUCGUCGUUGAUUAUUUUUAUUUACUUAAACCCUUUGUACUAAGCUCUCUUCGCUUUUCGGAUUUCUUAGUUCAGUGUCGUUUGCUAACACAUGUCGUUGGCAUAUAAAGACGACAUGGAGCGAAUAACUGAACAGUCGUGGAAUUCUUCUUACACAUACCAGGUGAGCAAGCAUAGCGCCGAGAUGCUACACAACCUUAACACACAGAGAAAAGAUGGAGGCAGGUUCUGCGAUGUGAUCUUGCGUGUAGGAGAGGAGAGCUUCCCUGCCCACAAGGCGGUGUUGGCGGCGUGCAGCGAGUAUUUCGAGUCUGUCUUCAGUUGUCAGACAGAAGGCGACGGCGAAGCUAAAGAGCUGGAGAUGCAUACAAUCAGUCCCAAAGUUUUUAAAGACAUCUUGGACUUUGCAUAUACCUCUAAGAUCGUGGUCCGUCUGGAAUGUUUCCCCGAGCUGAUGACAGCGGCCAAGUUUUUGUUAAUGCGGUCUGUCAUCGAGAUCUGUCAGGAGGUGAUCAAACAAUCCAAUGUGCAGAUCCUUGUCCCUCCGUCUCGUGGAGGGGACGUCAGCUUUUUCAGGACAGCUGGGAACGCGGACCUGUCUUUCUCUGUGCCCGUUAAUAUGUCAAAUGGCAAUGGAGUAGUGACCAAUGGCGCUGUAUAUCCAAACAACGGGCAACAGCACACCGCUGCCGAUGCCCAUGGUGGUGAUACGGUACUGUCAGGUGUUAGCUCCCUGUGCGGUAUGCCGGUUUUACAACCCGUCGACAGGCUACCUGUGUCUCCGUCCGAGAUCACGGAGAGCAACUUCCCUGGAGGGUCCCCUGGCAGCAAACGAGGUAGAGGACGGCCGAAGAAAGUGACUACAGUCGAACCCAUGCAUUUCAAUAACAACACCACCACCAAGGACAUCGAUGUUUUUUCUUGUGGAAUAUGUGGGAAGAUAUUUACGGAAGUUGACGACCUGAGGAGUCAUGAGGCGCAGCAUGGAGCGCACCAUGGAGCGGGAGCGACUAGCGGUGGGGUCAGCGAAAGGGACGGUUUGGGUCUUGAGGACGGUCCUACCUUGAUAGCACACUCGCAUGGGGGGAUGAUGGAGAAUGGUGUCCCAACUCACAGCACCGUCGACAACAGCCGUAAACGCGAGAGAACACGACGUCAUGUUGGUUGUGAAAUUUGUGGGAAGGUUUUCCGUGAUGUUUAUCAUCUAAACCGACACAAACUCUCUCAUUCCGGCGAAAAGCCAUACGCCUGCCCUGUGUGUGGCCUGCGCUUCAAACGGAAAGACCGAAUGUCAUACCACGUUCGUUCUCACGAUGGUUCGGUGGGUAAACCGUACGUCUGCCAGAGCUGCGGAAAAGGUUUCUCAAGGCCUGACCACCUGAAUGGACACAUCAAGCAGGUGCACACCACAGAGCGACCCCAUAAGUGCCAGAUCUGUAAUGCUUCAUUUGCCACACGGGACCGCCUGAGAUCUCACCUGGCAUGCCAUGAGGACAAGAUUCCCUGCCAGGUGUGUGGCAAAUACCUGAGGGCGGCCUACAUGACCGACCACCUUAAGAAACACAGCGAGGGUCCCCACAACUUCUGCUCUAUCUGCAACAAAGACGGGCAGGAGAACACUGGGAAAUGCCCCCACCAGGACUCGGAGGGCUCCGACACGUCCUUCACCGAGCUCUCCAACGGCUCCGAGCUCAAGUCGCCGCACAAGGAGGACGGAGUCAGCGGGCUCAACUGCAACGGGGCGGGCAGCGGGACCCCCGAGACUCCAUCCACGGCGGGCGCUGGCACGGGCACGGGCGCCAAAGCCAAGGGGCCGGACUCCGACAGGAAGCACCCGUGCAGCGAGUGUGGCCAGGCCUUCCGCACCAAGUCCUACCUCAACAAGCACCUGCAGCGGGUCCACGGGGUGGUGGGCGCCGGGAAGGGCCUGGGCGACCUGUCCUCCACGUCCCUCGGCUCCCCCUUCUCCCCCCAGCAGAACAUGUCUCUGCUCGAGUCCUUCGGCUUCCAGAUCGUGCAGUCGGCCUUUGCGUCCUCCCUGGUGGACUCCGAAGGGAGCGGCAGCGGGCUGACCGGAGGCAAGUGAGGACGCGCAGGACAAAAAAAGGCCCUGAUGUCAAAGGUCAAAGGUCGCCUUGCCAUAGCUGCCCCUCUCCUCUCCUCUCCUCAGUGCCGCUUGUACCUCGCUCGCAGUGUUCCAUGAUGCCAUUGAAUAUUUUCUACCCUUUCAGAGCAGAGCAGGAUGGAAGUGUACAUAUAUGCAUUCUUCUAUUUUCCGUAUCUAAAGCAGCUAAACGGGUGUGUCCGAGCCCCUACUGGCAGGUUGAACACUUUACUCUCAUUGUACAUGUAAGUGUCUUGUGAUAUGCAUAGCAAUGAAAUUGUGCUAUGUGAGUUUUUCUAUUAUUAUUAUUAUAAUUAUUAUUAUUGUUUUGGGGUUUGUGGAGUUGAUGCGGUGUGCGUGGUAAGGUAUGACACGGAGCUCCGGGGGGCUCCACAAAGGCUUCAGAUUUGCUACCGCCCUCAAACCCCCCCAUCCCCACGCCCCCCCCACCACCCCCUUGCUUUGCUCAGUGACUCUUGAGUGCUCGAGGUCAGGGAGGUCACUGAUGCUGAAUGCUGAUGCUCGGAGGUUGUUGAUGACCUUUGACGUUCUCCUGGCGUGGUCCAGGUCAGCCUGCUGUUGGAUUGUGGCGGAAACAUGAUGGUAGUGGUGGUUCUUGGCAAAAGUGCUUGCUCUAAGCUAAGGUCAUUCACACGUCCCACCAGAGAGUAUGGCUUGGCCCAGAGGUGAACAGUCCGGUCGGCAGUUGCUCUGUGGGCGAACCAUAAUUCCUGACCACAACACAAUGUUGGCCGUGUAUGAUUGUUUCGUUUUGCUUUUGAUACCACAACAUUAUGACUCUGUGUGUUUGAAUGUCACACUAUUCAUAAGAUUAGUUCUUAGAUAUCCAACAGGGACCAAUUUCAGGUUUGACUAAAAGAUUUUUGGCAAGAAAAGUAGAGUCUAUUUUAUUAAGUUAUUGAUUAUUUUGUCCCUAGUUCUUUGUAGUUUGCAAGAAAAAAGUAUAUAUAUUGAGUUGUUACAAACAUUUAUGUGCUGUUCAUUAUUACGUAAGUUAUGCUACAUGACAUGAGGGCUGUAUGAGAACUGUGUAACUGUGUUUUGAGAGAGCGUGCUUGUAUUUGUGAGUGUGUGUCUGGUGGUCCCUGGUAGUACAUGCGUCUACCCUUCGAAUGUAAAUCAGCCAGUGGGCUUUUGUACAUUUUAUGCUUUGAAAUCUUUUUUUCAGAGAAUUGUGUUUACUCAGUGAAGUUUCAAGCAUUCCCUCUUAAUUUAUACUUUUUACUUUUUUUUGUGAUUCAAUCAUGUGUAUAUAACACACACAUACAAAUAUAUAUAAAUAUAUGAAAUGUAUAUAACUGACUAAGCUUAAUAAUAGAGUCAUCUACAUAAGCGGGGAAAGUUGUAUCGCUGUUGUUGGCUUGGAUGGAAAGUGUAUGUGAUUUUGACUCACUGGUUUUAGACGCGGUGCACAUGGUUGUCAAACAGUCACACACUCAUUUCUGCACCCUGAUUCAGGACCUGAUAGGUGUGUGACUGCAUAGCACAGCCAAUUGCAUGUAUGUGUGUGGUGCACUUAAGGGUUUGCCUGCAUGUAUGCAUUUCUACAUACAUGGUUUAUGAGUGAUCAUGGAAGAAAGUGUGUGCCUGUGUGUGUGUGUGUGUGUGUGUGUGUGUGUGUGUUUAUGGGGAAAGGUCCUGUGGGGUUGUCAAGGUCACUAACCUUGGCCCAUCCCCAGGAUAGCCCCCACCCCUUAAUGUAUUACACUGCAACUUUGAUUCACUGGCCUCUACAGAUGCUCAUGUACUUAUUAUGCACUUCCCUUUUCCCAUGAUCCCUUUCUGCAGGGGACAGAUCAGCUCAAUGUCCUUAAUCAACUAUGACCCUCAAUAUCUGCCAACUCAGUUCAGUCAUUAUUGGUGUUACCUACAGCUGCCCUCAACCCUACUUCAUGCAAAUUAUGUCAUGGGACCUCAAAAAUACCCCCGUGACUCAUUCUCAGUGAUGUUUGGUCUGUCUGGUGGAGGGUUUGUCUUUUAUCUGUUGUCCCUUGUGAUUCACUGGAAUUUUAUCAAUACUCUGAUUUCAUUCAUUUUAAAAAUACUUUUGCUGUUGAAGCAUUAUUUCUGUCUUGGCGUCCAAGUCUUAUUUUUCAUGGUCUUGCAAAGUGCCUUCCCAAUAGUGAUUGUGAUUGAGCCAUGGGUGGAAAAUCAAAAAGUGAAAUGGACCUGUCAUCUUCAAGGGUAGACCACAAACACAUGUAGAGCGAUUUGCAUUGACACUUUUUGUACGAGGUGAUCCACACAUGGAAACGAUGUACAUUUGUAUAUGUAUGUUUGGUAUUGGAUAUUCAGUCCCUCAAAAGGUUGUUCUUUAUGUCACAAUUUCUUUUGUUAAUUUUUUGGAACAUUUCAAUAUAAACAUACUUUUCUAUAGAUGUUUGGUUUUUGUACACUGUUUUUGGAGUCUGGUGUCUCUGUCGAUUUGCAGAGAUUGGGAUAAAAUAAAAUGGUAUUUGAAA
This is a messenger RNA of Sardina pilchardus (European sardine), 4673 nucleotides long. RefSeq names its product POZ/BTB and AT hook containing zinc finger 1 (gene patz1). The transcript is spliced from 4 exons. Gene Ontology annotation, cellular component: nucleus. The record is from RefSeq and is a predicted model, not a curated record. NCBI's taxonomy places the organism in Eukaryota, Metazoa, Chordata, Actinopteri, Clupeiformes, Clupeidae. Gene Ontology annotation, molecular function: DNA-binding transcription factor activity, RNA polymerase II-specific; protein binding. Gene Ontology annotation, biological process: regulation of transcription by RNA polymerase II. Bases 178 to 2172 code for a protein of 664 amino acids.